Messenger RNA from Peronospora belbahrii, 1293 nucleotides. The record is from the annotation of a GenBank genome assembly. NCBI's taxonomy places the organism in Eukaryota, Oomycota, Peronosporomycetes, Peronosporales, Peronosporaceae.
AUGGUAAUGAACCGAUUCGACGAUAACCACUUGCUCUGUUUGAAUCGAGUUCAUGUUAUGGAGACUCAAUUACGAGCAGAUCAGAAAAAUGCCGAGCUACAGAGCAGAUACAAAACUACUUUUGCACACCUCUCACCAUGGAGUGAUGACGAAGCACCUGAAGAAGAAGACAGUGACAUGUCGGAUGAAGAUUAUAGUGAUGAUAAAGAAGACAAUGUGGAACUGGAGGAAACACCAUGUAGCUCUUCACAACGUCCAUUCUUUUUUGACGGACUAGAGUUUUACCUUGCAAUGAGUCAAGUACGCGAACAUACAGUCAGGUCCGUGCUAGCGCUUGGGAUAGCAAAGACACUGUCAACAUUGCGAGAUGAGAAACAAAACGAGUCCAUUGCUACAAUUGAGCAGCAUUAUCCUGAUAUUACGUGUCUCUCAACAAACAUGAUGACGACAAUUACGACUACUACUACCGUCCAACAGCACAGCGAGAUUGAAACAACAACGUCUGCUCCAAAAAUGACCUUAUUAGCGGCGUUACGACUUUCAUCGUCAGUGUCUGCUAUGAUACAAGAUGAAUCGUUGAUAAAACAUUCUGUAACAACAUCUUGUGGUGCAGUAGAGUGCAAAGAAUGCCGUGCACACAAAAACAACAAAAGUGAAAAAAACCAAUUGGACACAUGGAAUGAUGGUCAUACGGCCAUUAUAACGGAAAGUAUACCGAUUAUAAUAGAAGCUCAUACUGUAUCUGAUGCACAAGGUGCGUCUCUAUCGGAGCAUAAUGCUGCAUGUUUGACCCAACAACACCAGCAGAAACGUGUCGAAUAUAGCAUGAAAAUACGUGAACAAUGUGUUGAAUUGUAUGCUCAAGGCCAAGGAUAUCGACAGCUUGGGAAAGCAUUGAAUAUGCCACAUACAAGUGUGCGUGCUAUUGUGGACAAAGCUCAACGCACAGGCACAGUAACGUCUGGAAAACGCACAGGACGACCACGAAAGACCAAUGGGAUUGUGGAUCAAGUGAUUCAACAAGCAGUCAAGACGAAUGAAAAGAGCUCAGCAUGUAUGAUUCAGAACGAGCUAGUGACAGGCUAUGGACUGCGUGUCUCGUGUGAGACGAUUCGUCGUCGUGUGAAGGACCAGAGUCGUCAAUAUGUAUCAGGAACACGUUCCGGAGGAGCAAUUGUUGAGGAAGAGAGAUUGCGUGCAAUGGCAAGGAUGAUGAUGCUAGACGGAGAGUCACUAGCAGCUACAAAUUUGAUGACAUUUGAGAAUGAGGUCGAGGAACAAACUUCCAUCUAA